CAUAGAGAGAGUCACCUCCUCCUUCCUCUCUCCUUCUAAACUAAAACCAUUUCCGUUUUCACAUCGUUUGCCUUUUUCCUCCUUUCCCUUUCAUCUUCUUCUUGAUUCUGAUUCUCCACUCAGAUUUUCUCUGAGUUGAGAGAAGAAAGAAAUUUCAGAAACCCUAGAAAAAAGUGUGAUUGGUCUCUGUCUGUCUCAUGGCGGAUUUUGCAGUGAAGAAAAGUUCAGCAAAGAAAGUAUCUAAUAAAGGGAAUGGAAAUGGAUAUACUGGCGGCGGUGGUGGUGGUGGUAGUAAGACUGUGUAUGAUGAUGUAUUUGGAGGUCCGCCGAAAUUUGGAGUUCCGAGUAUUGGUUCUUCUGGGAUGAUUGAUGAUUAUAGUGAGAUUUUUGGUGGUUUUAACUCAACUCGUGUUUCUUCUAUACCUAUUUUGGAUCUUCCGGUUGUUGAUGAAAAAGAUGUUUCGAUUGAUGUGAGGAGUUCGAAAUUUGAUUAUUCUGAAGUUUUUGGUGGUUUUAAUGGGUUGGAUUUUGCUGUCUCGUAUGAAGAAUUGUUAGCUGCGGAAUCUAAAGGAGGUGGCGGCGAAAGUUCUUCUGAUGAUGCCUGGACCUCGGCAGAAACAGGUUCUCCCUCAGAGGGGUCAAACGAAGAUCCUGCUUGUUCAGAAACCAAUCAAACUUUCUCAAAUGAAGAGUCUUACGAGUCCGAUGGUGUAAAGCAGUUCAAUGUGUCGUAUCAAAAGUCUAAUCAGAUAAGCAGAGAUGGCGAGAUUACUGCAACCACACACAUAGCUCAACUUAAUUCUGUUCCAGCAUUUACGUUUUUAGUUGAUGAAAGCAUUCCUUCUCAAAAUGCAGAGGACAACACAUUGGACCAGGUAACCAAAUUCCAUAGUCUUGAUUUGGAUUUUGGUGAUCACGUAAAUGAAGAAAAUGAUCUCGAGGAAACCAUAUCAGACCAGUCCGUCUAUCAUGGCAUUGCACAAAUAUCUAAACAUCAAACAAACCAUCUCAAGGAGACCAUUUCCUACGAACCUUUCUUUCCGGCUGUCAGAGAGCUUUCUGAAAGUGAUUCGGUACAUCAAAGAAACCAUCACAAGGAAACUACCUCAUUCCAACCUAUCUCUCAUGCUGUGAGGCAGAUUUCUGAAGGUGAUUCAAUACAUCCGAAAAACCAUCUCAAGGAUACUAGUUUAGGCCAGUCUGUUACUGUAACUCGUAUUCCCGAGAGAGCUCUGGAACCUCAUGGAAAGCCUGGCGGAAACGGAACUCAUCCCAGUAAGGGGUAUCUAACAGUUUCAGAAAUUAAUCUUAAGACAAAUCCCUGUCAUGUAACUCAUAUUCCAGAGAGAGCUCUGGAACCUCCAGCAAAGCCUGGUGGAAAUGGAACUCAUCCUAGUAAGGGGUUUGUAACAGUCUCAGAAAUUAAUCUCAGGACAAAUCCCUGUCAUGUACCGCCUCCAUCAAGACCACCACCAAAAGUAUCUAUUUGGCGAGGAGAUUCCAAGAUAUAUACAGCUUCACACCCAAGGGCUUCUUACAAUUCUGUCCUUCAAAGGGCUGUUAGUGAUAGUUCAGCACAAUUCUUUGACGUGGAAGUAGAUGCAAGUUCAUCCGCAGAAGCCUCUGCAGCUGCAAUGAAAGAAGCAAUGGACUUUGCCCAAGCAAGACUUAAAAGUGCAAAAGAAUUAAUGGAAAGAAAGAAGGAUGGCCUUCAAAAUCGUAAGAAGUUGGGUUUCAAGGACGAGUCUAAAUCUAUGAAAAAAAGGGAGUUGGAAGCUGCACCUCAAGCUCAAUUUUCGAAUGAGAAGCCUAAUGACAUACCUGAGCAUGCUGACAAGGAAAUAAAAGGUAUCAAUGUGGAGGAUAGGGCCUCGAGGGUAGUAGAGGUUGAUGAAGAUUCGGGGGUGACUGGAAAGAAAAUUGUCAAUGCAUCUGAAGAGAUGGCUGAACAAAAUUAUAGGCAGGACACUGGAUCAAUGCAAGCAUCCCAUGGGGAAGAAGAAGAUGGAGAAUGGAAGGUAGAGGAACAAUAUUAUGAGUUAGUGCAAACAGUUAUUCACAGAGCAGUUAUGGAGACCUCCAAACAUGAAAGUGUAGAAGACAUGAAAUCCACUCGAAGAGAAUCAGAAGUAGCUCAUGAUGAAAACACAAAAGCAGCUCUCGAGCUUAAUAUGCGAGGAGAGUACGAAAAGGAAUUGGAUGUUGCUCAAGAGGUCUGCAAUCAUGAAAGAAAUGACAAUCAUUGUAAUGUGGAACUUGAGAAGGAAGACGAUGAAAAGAAGCUAAAGGAACCUAGCAAUGAAUCUGUGUCUAAACUUGAACAGACCCAUGUACAGGAGGAAAUUGAGCAAUUUCAGGAAGAGGAACGCAAACGUGAGGAAUUCGAGGAGAGAGAAAAAAUGGCACGUGAAAGGCAGGAACAUGAGAAGAGACUUGAAGAGGCUCGCAAACAAGAAGAAAAUGAGAGGAGGCAAAUAGAAGAAAAUGAACGUGAAGAAAGCAAGAAGAGGUUGAAAGAGUCUCGAGAGAGAGAAGAAGAAGAUGCAAAGCUUUUAAAGGAAGCCCAGGAGCUAGAAGAGAAGCGACGAGAGGAAGCUCAUGAACAUGAGAGAAGACUUAAAGAGGAACUUGAAAGGGAAGAAAAUGAGAAGAAACUAAAAGAAGCUCAUGAAAGGGAGGUAAACGAGAAGAGACUAAAAGAAACUCGUGAAAAGGAAGAUAAUGAAAGGAGAGUAAGAGAAGCUCUUGAGAAGGAGGAAAAUGAAAGGAGACUAAGAGAAGCUCUCGAGAGGGAGGAAAAUGAAAGGAGACUAAGAGAGAGUCUCGAGAGGGAGGAAAAUGAAAGGAGACUAAGAGAGAGUAUCGAGAGGGAGGAAAAUGAAAGGAGACUAAGAGAAGCUCUCGAGAGGGAGGAAACUGAAAGGAGACUACGAGAAGAGGAGGAGGAAUUUGAAAAGAGGCAAACAGAGACUCGUGAGAGGGAAGAACAAGAGCGAAAAGUAAAAGAGGCUCGUGAGCAGGAAGAAAACUUGAGGAGACAACAAGAGCUCAAGAGGGAGGAGAAUGAGAAGAAUGCGAAAGCAGCUCAAGAGGCUCUUGUGCAUAGUAAGGGUGAGGAGAAUCUGAAAGCGUCAGCUGGAUGCCUAGAGAAUGCUGAUAGUGGGAAUACAAAGAAGGCAGCCGAAGAAGCAUGUAGGCAGGAUGAAGAUAAAGUUUUAGCUCAAAUGUCGAGCGAACCUGAUCUCGAGAAAAUUAGGGAAGCUGAUCGUGGGACUAAGUUACAGGACGGUGAAAAGAAUUUUGCAGAAGUUCAAACCGUCGUUUCGCAAGAAAAAAUUGGGAGGAGUAAGAAAAUGUCCCAAGGUGCUCUUGAACAGGAAGAGAACAAUUGUGCAGCCCAGAGAAAGAAGCAGUUGGUUGAAAAUGGGAGGAAACUGGAAGCAGCUCAUCCCACUAAUGUUAUGGAUGCGAAUGGUCUUAAUGCAAGUAAAAAUAUCGAGAAAAAAAAUAAGGCUGAAUCACUUUCGCUGGAAGAGAGGGAGAAGGAAAAAAGGAUGCAAAGAGAAAGGGACCGUGAGGUAGAGCGCUUGAGAAAGGUCGAAGAGGAUAGAGAAAGGGAAAGGGAAAGAGAAAAAGAUAGGAUGGCUGUUGAAAGAGCAACAAGGGAAGCACGUGAAAGGGCACUUGCUGAUGCCCGUGAACGAGCGGAAAGGGCAGCAGUUGAGAGAGCAACUGCUGAAGCUAGGCAAAGAGCUGUUGCUGAGGCCCGAGAAAGAUUAGAUAGGGCUUCUGCCGUGGCACGGGAGAAAUCAGUAGCUGAGAAGUCUUUUACUGAAGGCAAGAUAAGGGCAGAGCGUGAUGCCAGACUUAGGUUAGAGCGUGCUGCUGUGGAGAGAGCAACUGCAGAGGCUAGGGAGCGUGCUGCAGAAAAACUGAAGUCUGAUAAGGCUGCUUUUGGUGCAAGAGAUCGGACAGAAAGAACUUACUCCGAGAAGUAUUCAUCUACUUCCAGGGAUAGUGGAAUAAGGCACAGUUCAUCUUUCUCUGAUUUACGGGAUACUCAACACCAAAGCUCAGGCGCUUCCAAUAGUUUCCAGAGAAACUCUAACUCUUCCAACCAUGCGUCCAACGUUAGCGAGCGAUAUCAAGGAGCCGAAAUUGAAUCAGCUCAGAGGUGUAAAGCUAGGUUAGAGAGGCAUCAACGGACAGUUGAGCGUGCGGCAAAGGCUUUAGCAGAAAAGAACAUGCGGGAUCUUCUUGCUCAGCGAGAGCAAGCAGAGAGAAAUAGAUUCUCAGAUACUCUGGAUGCAGAGGUCAGAAGGUGGUCGAAUGGAAAAGAAGGAAACUUGCGAGCAUUGCUGUCGACGUUGCAAUAUAUCCUUGGUCCGGACAGUGGUUGGCAUCCAGUCCCAUUGACAGAAGUGAUAACAGCUGUUGCCGUAAAGAAAGCCUACAGGAAAGCCACUCUUUGUGUCCAUCCCGAUAAAUUGCAGCAACGAGGUGCUACCAUUCAGCAGAAGUACAUAUGCGAGAAGGUUUUCGAUCUUUUAAAGGAGGCUUGGAACAAAUUCAACUCAGAGGAGCGCUAAUAGUGAAGGCCUCGUAGGAAGCGCAAAUAGUGGAGGCUUCUGCAUUUCUUUUUUGCUGGUGCAUGCCGAUAGUUUUGGGUUUGGGGGGGUCACAUUCUUGUAAUUUUAAAAUCUUAAUUAGUAGUGAAGUAAAUAUUUAUUUUGUUUAGAGCUUUUUGCAGGCAUUCUUUCUUGUAUAUGGCCACAGCUCUAGUAUAGUCAGUCACGUGUAGUUCCAGAAAACUUUGUCAAAUCAGUUUGGAAAUCUAAUUAUAAUUUAUUCA
Molecule: messenger RNA, 4852 nt
Organism: Papaver somniferum (opium poppy)
Lineage: Eukaryota; Viridiplantae; Streptophyta; Magnoliopsida; Ranunculales; Papaveraceae
Product: auxilin-like protein 1
Exons: 8
Coding region: 198-4589 (1463 amino acids)
Biological process (GO): clathrin coat disassembly; clathrin-dependent endocytosis
Cellular component (GO): vesicle; intracellular membrane-bounded organelle; cytoplasm
Molecular function (GO): clathrin binding
Source: RefSeq, a predicted model, not a curated record